AGAAAAGGUAGCAAAAGUUUAGGAAAAGCUGGUUUUGUUCACAUGUUCGCUACUUUUUGCUUUUGUCUGUUAUACCAGACUUGUACAUAUUUCAAGCUUCAACGAAAGAGCCAAGAUCCUGGAAGUUUUUGUGGCCUUCAACCGCUUUGGCAAGGACUUAUUGAGAAGAUUACUAAGGUGAUAUUGCUUGGGGGAAAAUGAUCAAUUCACUGUAGACAAUAUCAUGAAAGUUAAUUACAGAAGACUUCAGCAGUUUUAGGGAUAUGGACUUACAUAUUGAGGGAUGCCAAGGUAAGGCUAGAACUGAUAGCCCUUAUUCAACAUGUUCUGUUAAGUUAAUCAUGUUUUUAAUUUUUUGGUCUCAUAAAAAUAAGCUAGUGCCUUUGCU
Rubroshorea leprosula is the source of this 388-nucleotide messenger RNA. The record is from the annotation of a GenBank genome assembly. Lineage: Eukaryota; Viridiplantae; Streptophyta; Magnoliopsida; Malvales; Dipterocarpaceae.